GGGAGGCGUCCCACGAUGGGUCUCUUCCGUGCCUCGUCCUCGCCGCGACGGCCGGCGAAAUUGAAGAGAGAGAUGCCGGGAAGCGUGGCGCCGUUGGAUGUGGCCGGAGUGACGAUACCGCACCACUUCCGGUGUCCGAUCUCGCUUGAGCUGAUGCGGGAUCCGGUGACGGUGUGCACGGGGCAGACGUACGACCGGCCGAGCAUCGAGUCGUGGGUGGCGAUCGGGAACACGACGUGUCCAGUCAGCCGGGUACCUCUCGCCGACUUCACCCUCAUCCCCAACCAUACCCUCCGCCGGCUUAUCCAGGACUGGUGCGUCGCUCACCGCUCCCAUGGGGUGGAACGCAUCCCCACCCCCAAGCAGCCGGCCGACCCACCCCUCGUCCGGUCGCUCGUCGCCUCCGCCAGCUCCGGAUCUGUCGCCUCACGCGUCGCCGCGCUCUGCCGUCUCCGUGCACUGGCGAGGGAGUCGGAGAAGAACCGCGCGGUGAUAUCCACCCACGAGACGCGAUCGGCCCUCGUUGAGAUUGCGUUUGAGGGAGAGGAGGAACUUAGGUUGUCGGACGCCGCAGACCAACCGGCCUUGGAAGCUAUGGCGGUGCUGUCCGUUCUUCCUCUGUCCGAUGCAGAGAGCACGGCAGUGGCGUCACGGCCAGAGCGACUCCGCCGGCUAGGGGAGAUGUUACGUGAGCAUCCGUCGAUGGACGCGCGGAUCAACGCAGCGGCGGUGAUCGAAGCAGUAGCUGCAGGAGCUCGAUCGACGGAGUUCAGGGCUGCGGUUGGGGCGACCGAAGGAGUAAUGGAAGGAUUGGUGGCUUUGGUGGAGCAGCGAGGGAACCCGCGUGCGGUGCGGGUGGGGAUCCGUGGUCUGUUUGCUCUGUGCCUAGCGAAGGAAAAUAGAUUCCGAGCGGUGGCCGCAGGCGCUGCUGCAGCAGUCGUGGGAAGGGUGGGUGAGCUGCCAUCCAGUGAUGCAGAGCGGGCAUUGGCCGCGGUGGAGCUUCUUUGCCGGUGGGAGGGCGGUAGGGAAGCAGUGGUGGAAGGAUGGGGAGGAGGGGCAGCUGCGGUUGCUUCGCUGGUGAGGGCGAUGGCUGGGAAAGCAUCAGGGAGAGCGGCGGAGCACGCGGCGGGAGCUCUGGUAGCUGUGCUUGGGAAUUCGGAGGCGCUGCAAAUGGAGGCGGUGGCCGCCGGCGUGGUGAGCCACCUUAUACUGUUGGUGCAAGGUGGGUGCUCAGAGAGGGCCAAAAGGAAGGCGCAGCUUCUACUAAAGCUUAUCCGCUCUGCUUUACCAUUACACGACUCCGUCGCCAACUCCGACGACUACCUCCAGCCAUUCUGAAAAAAGAAAGAAACAUAAAAAAUAAAAAUAAAAAACUCCCUAACCUUUGCGAUUCCUGCUCUUCCAGUAUGUAACACUGUCUAAAAAUAACGAUAUAUGAUUUAUUAUCUGCU
Messenger RNA from Zingiber officinale, 1451 nucleotides. RefSeq names its product U-box domain-containing protein 26-like. Gene Ontology annotation, biological process: protein ubiquitination. Gene Ontology annotation, molecular function: ubiquitin protein ligase activity. Bases 16 to 1338 code for a protein of 440 amino acids. The transcript has a single exon. Lineage: Eukaryota; Viridiplantae; Streptophyta; Magnoliopsida; Zingiberales; Zingiberaceae. The record is from RefSeq and is a predicted model, not a curated record.